This is a messenger RNA of Metschnikowia bicuspidata var. bicuspidata NRRL YB-4993, 2388 nucleotides long. RefSeq names its product ubiquitin-specific protease. Gene Ontology annotation, biological process: protein deubiquitination. The coding region runs from base 1 to 2388 and encodes 795 amino acids. The transcript has a single exon. Gene Ontology annotation, molecular function: zinc ion binding; cysteine-type deubiquitinase activity; protein binding. Lineage: Eukaryota; Fungi; Ascomycota; Pichiomycetes; Serinales; Metschnikowiaceae. The record is from RefSeq and is a predicted model, not a curated record.
AUGGCCGCGUUGGACUACAUCCAGCAGGCCAGCUCAGGCCUCCCCGCCGCCGUGUCCGCCGCCGACAAGGUGUACAAAGACGACUGCAUGUACUCGUUCGACGACGCCGAGAACAACGCCCGCGGCUUGGACGUGUGCAUGUCGUGUUUCCAGGCGUUUGCCCGCGCCGGCCACAAAGACUACACGGCCGAGCACUACGAGCGCAAGCGGCACGCGCUUUUCGUCAACAUCACGCGGCUGCGCAAGCCGCCCCGUGCCGCCGGCCCCGCCGCAGAGGCCGGUGCCGCCGCCGAAACCGCCGCCCGCCACAAGGCGCCGCGGCUCGAGAUCGUCGAGCACAACGAGCGCGACCUCUACGACGAGACGUCCAGCGUGUACGUGGCGCCGCUCGAUGUGUCCGUGGCCACGUCCGCAUGCCCGGCGGGCGUGGCCGCGUUGGCGCGCGACAUUCUUGCCGCCGACGCCGCCAGUGUCGCGGCCGACAUCCAGGCCUGGCAGCUGCAGGUGUUCCCGUGCCAGCACUCCUUGGCCACCACGCCCGCCUCGGGGCCCGCCUCGCCGGGCUCGCUCGCGCACUGCGCACGGUGCCCGCUCCGCGAAAACCUCUGGGUCUGCUUGGAUUGCGGCGCCGUGGGCUGCGGCCGCGAGCAGUUUGGCUCCGCGCUCAAAGGCAACUCGCACGCGCUCAGCCACUACGAGCUGACGGGGCACGCGGUGGCGGUCAAGUUGGGCUCGCUCUCGGCCGACGACGAGGACAGCUGCGACUGCUACUGCUACCUGUGCAACGACGAGGUCAAGGUGCCGCAGUUGGCGAGCAAGUUGCGGCCCUUCGGCGUGGACUUGUCCAGCGCCGUCAAGUCCGAGAAGAGCUUGGUGGAGUUGAACGUGCACACCAACCAGUCGUGGCAGUUCAGCGUGGACGGCGCGGCGGGCGCCGCCAUGGCCCCGGUGUUUGGCCCGGGGCGCACGGGGCUCCGCAACUUGGGCAACUCGUGCUACUUGAACUCCGUGCUCCAGGCCUUGUUCUGCUUGCCGUCGUACCGCGCGUUCUUCGCGCCCAUGCGCUUCGACCCCGCCGUCCCAAACGCGGCCUUGCACUUGCCGUCGCAGAUGCUCAAGAUGUAUGACGGCUUGGUGUCCGGCCGCUACUCCAAGCCCAGCGCCGCGGCCGACGACAUGUACCAGGCGGGCAUCCGGCCCUCGGCCUUCAAGGCGCUCAUUGGCGCGGACCACCCCGAGUUCCAGACCAACAAGCAGCAGGACGCCAACGAGUUCUUGCUCUACUUGUUUGACAGGCUCGACAGGCACUUUGGCCUUUCCUUGAACAGGGACUUCAAGUUCCUCGCGGGCUCCAAGGUCGUGUGCUCCGCCUGCCGCACGGGCUCCAGAUCGAGCAACCUCGUCGACAACAUCUCCGUCCCAAUCCCAUGCAAGGUGCUGGGGUCUGAUGCCCACGGCAAGCACAUCUACGAAGAGGUCUCCCUCGCCGACUCCUUCCGCGCGUACGCUGCCCAGGAGCACGUCGAGAACUACACGUGUGAGAACUGCGGCGCCACGGAUCUGACCACCAAGCAAGAGGGCUUCGUCUCUUUUCCAAAGAACUUGGUGGUGUCCGUGCAAAGAAUCACGCUCGUCAACUGGGUGCCUGUCAAGCAGGAAAUCCCCAUCUCCGUCCCGGACCAAAUCGACGUCACGGAACACAAGACGCCCGGCUUCGUCGAGGGGGAGACUGAGAGUCAGCCGAAGGCACAGAGCCCGGCCGCAAACGAUUUCUCCCCGAACCAAGAGGUGCUCACCACUCUUCUCUGCAUGGGGUUCAGUGAACCCAGGUGCUUGAGGGCGCUCUACAAUACCAGCAAUAACGACGCCGAGGAGGCCAUGAACUGGGUGUUUGCCCACAUGGACGACCCUGACAUCGACGAUCCGUUUGACCCGGAUUUUCCCCCGCCGACCAAUCGCGCCGUCGAUGAAGCCGCGCCCGAAGCCAUUGACAACUUGGUGUCCAUGGGGUUUGGUGCUCUUCUCGCGAAGAAGGCGCUCGUUUUGAACCAGAACAACGUCAACGCGUCCAUCGAGUGGCUAUUCAACAACCCGGACGACGACGGCGUCAUCGAGGACGAUGCCAAGCCCGUCAUCAACUUGCAGGACGAAGUUGACAAAUUGACGUCCGAGUUGGAGAAAGAACCUAGCACGGACAAACAGGGGAAAUACAACCUCAAGGCCGUCAUCUGCCACAAAGGCACGUCUCCCCACACUGGCCACUACGUUGCCUUCAUCAAGCAGGACGGGGACUGGAUUCUCUACAAUGACGAAAAAGUCGUGCGGUGCGGCGAAAACAUCGACGAGAUCAAGAAGAAUGCCUACAUAUACUUCUUUGAACGGCAAUGA